Aspergillus niger is the source of this 1821-nucleotide messenger RNA. RefSeq lists its product as uncharacterized. Gene Ontology annotation, biological process: xenobiotic detoxification by transmembrane export across the plasma membrane. Bases 1 to 1821 code for a protein of 606 amino acids. The transcript has a single exon. Gene Ontology annotation, molecular function: fluconazole transmembrane transporter activity. Lineage: Eukaryota; Fungi; Ascomycota; Eurotiomycetes; Eurotiales; Aspergillaceae. The record is from RefSeq and is a predicted model, not a curated record.
AUGGAAGGCCUCAUUCGCAAUAGCACAGCCGGCCAGCUGCUGCGCUGGAUCACCAGGAAUAAAGUUCUACUGCACCCUGAGGAACGUCCGGAUUUCCAAUGCCCUCAUUGCUACGCCGACAAAGCCGCCUCCCCGACACUAUUCGCUCAUGAAGCAGAUGGCGAGCAGACCCCGAAGCCCGAAUCCGACCCGGAGGGUGAACAACGCGAAGAUGCGACAGACAAUGUCUCUCGAUCCGAAACUCGAGAUGGAGAAACAUUGGGCGCAUCCGAAUUGUCCCGCGUGCCUUCGAUGGCGGACGUGGAAAAGGUCCAGACCCAAUCGGACCUGGCACGUAUCUAUACGGCUGCCACACAGACAGAGACACUGCAGAAGGCUCCUAGCCGACCCAUCGCACCCACCAAAACAGCUGAUGGUACAAUCCUAGUCGACUGGUAUACUACGCGCGAUCCAGAGAAUCCCCAAAACUGGUCUAUCAGCAAGAAGUUAGCCGUUGUCUCCCAGAUCUAUCUCUACACCUUAGUCGUCUAUAUGGGCUCGUCCAUCUACACUCCCAGCGCACCUCAGAUUCAAGAACGCUUCGGGGUCUCCUCGACAGCCGCAUCGUUGGGCCUGGCUUUGUAUGUCCUUGGGUACGGCAUCGGCCCCAUGAUCUUCUCCCCACUUAGCGAGAUCCCCAGCGUCGGACGUAACCCGCCAUACAUCAUCACCUUUCUUCUCUUCAUCCUGUUCAGCAUUGCUGCUGCAGUCGUCAACACAUUCGGAGGUCUCCUCGUCCUCCGGUUUCUCCAGGGCUUCUUCGGCAGUCCAUGCCUCGCAACAGGCGGUGCCAGCAUCGGCGAUGUAUUCAGUCUCCUGAAGCUACCUUACGGUCUCUCCGCAUGGGCUGCCUUUGCCACUCUGGGUCCAGCCCUGGGACCCGUCAUCUCGGGCUUCAGUGUCCCCGUCGAGGGCUGGCGCUGGUCACUGUGGGAGACAGUCUGGAUGUCUUCCCCUAUCCUGGUUGUCAUGUUCUUCUUCCUCCCCGAAACCUUCCCGGACUCCAUCCUCCUCCAACGCGCACGACGCCUCCGUCGACUGACCGGCAACGACAAACUCCUCUCCCAGUCAGAAAUCAACCAGAAGAAGCUCACCUUCACCGCAGUGGCCAUGGAAGCACUCUACCGGCCCCUCCAGAUUGUGGUCCUCGACCCUGCCAUUCUCUUCGUCAACAUCUACACCAGUCUCAUCUAUGGCAUCUACUACUCGUUCUUUGAAGUCUUUCCCAUCGUCUACAUCGACAUGUACCACUUCAACCUCGGCCAAAUGGGUCUCGUCUUCCUCAGCAUUGCAGUGGCCCUCGCCAUAGCCGUCCCCGCCUACUUUAUCUACCUGAAUAAAGUCUUCGAGCCCGAGAUCCGAACCCGGGGUCUGCAGUCCCCCGAGCGACGCCUCAUCCCCGCCCUCUUCGCCUGUUUCCUGCCUCCGAUCGGGCUCUUCCUCUUCGGAUGGACCUCCCGCACCUCAGUGCACUGGAUUGUCUCAGUAAUUGGAAUCUUGAUCUAUACUAUUGGCAUCUACGUGGUCAUCCAGUGCAUCUUCAUCUACAUCCCCAUGACGUACCCACAGUACGCGGCGAGCCUGUUUGCAGGGAAUGAUCUCAUGCGGAGUGCGCUGGCUUGUGGUGCGGUGCUGUUUGCGCGUCCCCUGUAUGUGAAUCUGGGGGUCGGGCCUGGGAUUAGUCUGCUGGCGGGGUUGACGGUGGGUUGUAUUGCGGGGAUGUUUGCGCUGUAUCGCUUCGGGGCGGCGUUGAGGGCGAGGAGUAGGUUUACGGCGAAGUAG